Molecule: messenger RNA, 1448 nt
Organism: Tachysurus vachellii
Lineage: Eukaryota; Metazoa; Chordata; Actinopteri; Siluriformes; Bagridae
Gene: marc1
Product: mitochondrial amidoxime reducing component 1
Exons: 7
Coding region: 71-1033 (320 amino acids)
Biological process (GO): nitrate metabolic process
Cellular component (GO): mitochondrial inner membrane
Molecular function (GO): molybdopterin cofactor binding; nitrate reductase activity; molybdenum ion binding
Source: RefSeq, a predicted model, not a curated record
GCGCACUGCUACGCUAUUUCUACAAUUCUGUGUAAUUGCUCGUGUUUGUCGCUUAAUUCAAAGCCUGAAGAUGGAUUUUCUGGUUAAAUUAUUUGCCCAGAACAGGAAAGUGGCGUUUUGCGUGUCAGGGGCAGCCGUGGCUUUGCUCGGACUCGCGCUCGGCUACAAAUACACGCGCAGGCAGAAAAAGUUAACUGAUGUUGGAGUUGUUUCACAGCUGCUGCUUCACCCCAUGAAGUCUGGAAAAGCGGUGUGUGUCCCUGCAGCCGAGUGCCUGAGAAUGGGCCUUAAAAGCGGAGAUCUUCGUGAUCGUCACUGGCUGGUCAUUACUGAAGAUGGCCACAUGGUGACAGGGAGACAGCAGCCUCGCUUGGUUCUUGUGUCUAUGACUUGUGAUGGAGGCCAGGUUUGUCUCAAUGCUCCAGAGAUGGAGGAGCUCAAGUUUCCCCUUCAUCAGCCCAACAAUCCCAUCUUUAAAUGCAGGGUGUUUAGUUCAGAUACCGAAGGCAGAGACUGUGGGGAUGAGGUUUCUAACUGGCUCACUCGAUAUCUGGCAGCAGACCAGACCAUGCGCUUGGUGCACUUUGAACCCCAGUUAAAAGCCCGAACACCUCCAGAGAAAGGCUUUCCCAAUGAUGAAAAGGUGGCUUAUCCAGAUGCUGCUCCUAUCAUGCUGAUGUCAGAGGCCUCUCUGAACGAUUUGAACGGCAGACUAGAUUCUGGCAUCACUGUUUGUCAGUUCCGGCCCAGCAUUGUUGUCAGCAACUGUGAGCCUUUCAGCGAGGACUCAUGGGACCAUGUACAGAUUGGGCAAGUGGAGUUGCAGAGAGUGAUGGGCUGUGGAAGGUGUGUUUUCACCACAGUUGAUCCUGAAACUGGAAUAUUCACUAGAAAAGAGCCACUGGACACUCUCAGAACUUAUCGGCUAACUGACCCUGCACAGAAAACUGCACCAAUACUUGGACAAUACUACACAGUCAAGAAAACUGGGAUCCUCCAUGUUGGUGAUCCCAUAUACAGAAUUACUUACUGAGAAAUGACACAAUAAAUCAAACAUAAAGCUAAAAUUAGAACAAUUAUAUAAUUCAUUUUGAUGUAAUAUCUAAAUUUACAUUGGUCAUUACUGCUUACAAACAACACUACUUUUAGUGUAUAAUGUAUGUGUGCAGAUGUACAGAGAUGUGCCUUAAUAUGUUAAAAUGAAAGCAUCGUUUAAAAACAUCAUUAUCCUUUAUUAGCUUGACAAUUAGCCAUUUAGCUAUAAUUAGUUUUUGCCUGACACUUGUUGUAAUGCAUAGUUCUUUAUGGUUAUAAUAUUAAAUAUAGGAGAUAUUACGCAGGCCAAUACAUCUCCAAAUUCUAAAAUUGUAGAUGAAUGUCAAAAUAAGAUACUAAAAAUAUUAUUACUUUUGAUGUUGAUGUGCUGCUAAUAAAACAGAAUUUGUGCA